AUGCUUGACGAUAUUACUCCCCUGGCCCCAGCCCACCUAGGGGCUGUUUGCCUGCUCCUCGCGGUUAUGCUCUGGCGUCGCUAUGCUGCCAUGCGUAGCGACUUCAUUGCAAGCAGCAAGCGAAGACAUAAUCCGGGCUCCCCUUUGACCUUCCCUUACGUCUUACCGAUCCUGGGGAGUCUUCCAAUAAUGUAUCUAUGGGGACCAAGAGCCUUUGUUUUGAGCAAGAGCAACUUUUUCCAGAGUGUCCACCCAGUUCGAGUCAAGAUUAUCACCCAGGAGUUCUAUGUGCUCUGCGGACCGGAAAAUAUCAAGGCCCUGUUCAAGGGGUCAUGGGCGUGUACAUCCAUUCCGUUUGUCAAAUUCGCCCUCGGAUAUGCCUUUGGCCUACCAGCCAAGGCGUUGAGUCUCUACGACAAGGAUGACUCUGGCGGUGGUCCAGUGCCUCACCCAGGAAGCUCUGUGGAAGCCCAUAAUCGUAUCGACUACCGAGUGCAUCACUCCUUGACCAAGUUUCUAGAAGGCAAAGGGCUUUUACCAUUCUGGAACAGAUUUACGGACAAUAUCACGGAGCAAUUACACAGUUUUCACGACCGCCUUGAUCCUGACUGGAAUUAUUAUAGCGAUUUGAUGAAAGUCGUCGGAGAUGAGACAACCGUCUCAAUCAUCAAUGCGCUUUGCGGACCUUAUCUCUUGAGUCUAAAUCCAGGCUUCCUACAGGACUAUUGGGAUUUUGACCGUAACCUCCAGACUUAUCUUCAAGGUAUCCCUUGGUACAUUGCACCAAAGGCGUAUGCAGUUCGCAAGAGGGCAUUGAAUGCCGUCAAGGUUUGGCAGCAGCAUGCGAGAGACCAUUAUCAUGACUCGGCCGUUAGUGCUGAUGGCGAUGAUCCUUACUGGGGAAGCAGUUUCUUCCGAGAGAGGCAAAAGAUGUUUCUUGAGAUGGACGGUUUCGACCAUGACGCCAUCGCAUCCGAGGACUUUGGAGCAAUUUGGGCGGUGCGAAAUUCCAUUACUGCCGCGUCCUGGGCAAUCUUUGAAAUAUAUCGCGACCCAGAACUACUUGCCAGCGUGAGGGCCGAGGUUGACCAAUGUGCGCGCAAAAGCCAAGACGGCCGUAUUCGAUUUGACGUUGACCCACUGCUUCGCCUGCCAGUCCUCCAAGCCGUUUAUGCCGAGACUUUGCGCCUCAGAAUGCAUUUCUACAUCAUCAGGAUGUCAGACAAGACUGAUAUGAAUGUUCGAGAUUGUAUCAUACCCAGGCAAAAGGUCAUUGUCACCCCGACGACAGUUGCACACAUGAAUUCUGAAGUUUGGAGCACCGGCUUGCGGAACGAACACCCCGUUGAUCAAUUCUGGCAUGGAAGGUUCCUCAAGACCCCGUACGAAAACUCUCUCAAUGAUGCAGAAUCACGUGGAUCUGCUACUCCUCUAAGAUUCUCGACGAAAGAGUUGGAAGGAUCGUGGAUCCCUUACGGCGGUGGGCCAAGGCAAUGCCCUGGCCGACACUUUGCGAAACGCCAGAUCCUACUCACGACCGCCUUGAUGGUAAGCCUUUUUGACUGCGAGAUCUUAGGGGAGGGCAAGAGUGUGCAGGAGGACUUUACGCUCAAGGGGUUCGGAAGUGGUGUAUCCCAUCCAGCUGGCAAAGUGCCCGCGAGAUUGAGGCGAAGAAAUAGGGACAAUAUGUAA
Messenger RNA from Pestalotiopsis fici W106-1, 1692 nucleotides. RefSeq lists its product as uncharacterized. Gene Ontology annotation, molecular function: steroid hydroxylase activity; heme binding; iron ion binding. Lineage: Eukaryota; Fungi; Ascomycota; Sordariomycetes; Amphisphaeriales; Sporocadaceae. The record is from RefSeq and is a predicted model, not a curated record. The transcript has 4 exons. The coding region runs from base 1 to 1692 and encodes 563 amino acids.